Rotaria socialis is the source of this 1410-nucleotide messenger RNA. The record is from the annotation of a GenBank genome assembly. NCBI's taxonomy places the organism in Eukaryota, Metazoa, Rotifera, Eurotatoria, Philodinida, Philodinidae.
AUGACUUCAAUGGAGCAGUUUAAUCUUGAUUUCCUUAAUAUUACUCAUUAUGAGAAUAUAUCAUCAAUGAAUUUAACGAAUAAUAUAAUUUCAUCCGAUAAAAAUGAUUUAAAUUGGCCCAUACUAACUUUAUCAAUAUUAGCUCUAACGGGUACACUUGGUAAUUUACUUGUAUGUAUAUCAAUAUCACUUGAUAAACAAUUACAAACAGUGACCAAUUGGUUCCUUUUUUCAUUAGCUAUUGCUGAUUGUUUAGUUAGCUUUGUUGUUUUACCAUUUUCAAUUAUCAAAGAUUUCCAGGGUUCGUGGCAGCUACCGAUUAUACUUUGUAAUUUAUUUGUUUUUUUCGAUGUACUACUAUGCACCACAUCCAUAUGGCAUUUAACAAUACUUUCUAUUGAUCGUUUUCUUCAUAUAUCUUGUCCGUUUCGUAGUCGAGAACGAAGUAAACGUAAAACCUUUUUAACCAUACUUUGUAUUUGGACAUUUUCUAUUGCCAUAUCAUGUAUUAUACUUAUACUUGGUUGUAUUGAUGAAAAAAAUAUCUUAAUUAUAGUCAAUGAACAUCGCCAUUAUUGUGCACUGAAUAACCGUUCAUUCAUUAUUUAUGGUUCAAUCAUUUGCUUUUGUAUACCCUGCAUACUUAUGCUUGUUACUUAUUCUUUAACUGUUCGUCGUUUACAACUAGAGGCCGCUAAAUGUUAUGCUGAUCCAGAUGAUCACGUAGCAAUCAAACGGCAAGCGUCAGAUCGUUUAAGACGACAUAGGUUAAGUUCGAAGCGACACAGAUCGUCGCAAAAUCAUCAGGCUAUUUUGUCAAAAGAAAUAUCAUCGUCGUCGAUCGUGUUACCUUGUUCAUCGACGGUCACUGAUACCGAUAACACGCAAAGUCCAAGUCAACAAUCUAGUCCACCUGUUAUACCAAUAGAACUACCACAUUCACAUCAACGUUCAUUUCUUCACAAUGCACUUGUUAAGAAAGCAGCUCAUGCAUUCAAAAGUGGAUCAGAAACUACAAGUGAACGUCGUGCAAUGAAAGUUCUUGGCAUUGUCUUCUUUGUCUUUCUUGUUGCUUGGCUUCCAUUCUCAAUAUUAAAUAUACUUUCAGCUGUUUGUCCAUCAUGUGCUAUAAAAGCAUCGUUAUUAAAUAUAACGAGUUGGCUUGGCUAUGUCUCGUCAAAUUUAAAUCCAAUUAUUUAUACUGCAUUUAAUGUUCGAUUUCGACGCGCAUUUGUAUCUAUAUUAACGUGCCAAACAAAUUAUUUUUCACACAAACGUAAAGGAAAUAAUUUGUAUAUAUUUGUUGCUACCAAUAAUCAACAGCAGAUACCUGCCGAUCAUGAACGAUAUUUUUUUCCUUCGCGUCGUUUUCUUAACGAACGAAAAUUAAAACAAAAGAACUAUACCUAA